Lepisosteus oculatus (spotted gar) is the source of this 950-nucleotide messenger RNA. RefSeq names its product MyoD family inhibitor domain containing 2 (gene mdfic2). NCBI's taxonomy places the organism in Eukaryota, Metazoa, Chordata, Actinopteri, Semionotiformes, Lepisosteidae. The record is from RefSeq and is a predicted model, not a curated record.
GCAAAUGUAUUUUGUUUUUAAAACUUUGAUAUAAGUCUGUAAGACGGUUCGAACGUUUCAGGCGACGUCACGUCUCGGAGUGGGAGGGACUGAGCAGCCUGUUGAAGGGUGUGCUCAGCACUGAUGGACCAAGCUUAACAUACUUUCGAAAGGAAAGAUCAGAUGUACCGGUGUGCCUUAUCGGUAUUCUUUUGGAAAAGUUUAUUCAGAUGGCAUCCAAGACUUCGAGAACAGAGGACAAAAAAGCAAAUGAAUCUAUUGUGAGUGGCGAGGAGAAAAGUCCUUUAAGCAGUGUAGGAAACAUGGAUCCGUCUAACAAGGACCAACUAUGGAAAGCAGAGCCAGCCGAAGGUUCAAGGAAGAUGGGUGGAAUUGUGGAGUAUGAAGAGGAGAAAUCCAGUACAGGCACACCUUCACCAGAGCCUUUAGGAAGAAGUGAAUGGGGGAGAUCUAGUUAUUCCUUGUGUUCUGUGGAUAGAUACAGUGGCCGAUUUUCUCCCAGAGAAGUUAAUUCACCAACCCAUCAGCCCAACAGUGGAAAUGACUGUGCUACCCUGAUUCUGACCUGCCUCUUCUGCAAGUUUUCCGACUUCCUCCUCAUGCUGCCUGACAUGUGCGAAAACACAGCGAGUCUCUGUUGCCCUUCGUUCAAAUACCAGCAUGCAUCCACUGAUCAAACCGCCAGCAGCGACUGCAUCUGUAACUGCGAAUUCGACUGCAGCUUGUUUGAUGCGUGUCACGAGACCACUGAAUGCCUGGAACUGGCCAUGGAGAUCUCUGAGAUUUGUUAUCGUUGAUUUGUGGCCACAGCAAUGUUGUUAUUUGGAAAGGGUCAUUCACAACAACAUGGCACAAUGUACAGCAUAGGUACAGUAUGAUACUCAAGACAGAUGAAGGGCCAUACUGUAUGCUUGGUUUGCAUAAUUCAAAACAAUACCAGUGAGGCACAA